AUGACUGAUCAAUUCGCAUUCAAGUACCCAUCGCCAUUAGCGGGGUAUGGGAACCUCGAGCCACUGUCUGACGAGAGAAACGAAGAUGGAAAGUCGCUGAAGAACCCUCAGCACGGUAUCCUGAGUAAAGCAUACGAAGAAUUCCCAGACCCUCUAAGCAAAGGUCGGCGCGGGGGAUUUGACAUCCACAUCUACCAUUUCCAAACCAAUCCAGACCAAGUGGCUCAUGCAAGAGCACUCUGGGAACGAAUCCGGCGAGAAUUCCCCGAACUACGGAUAUAUAGAUUUUUCGACAGACCCGUUGGCCCGCACCCAGUCGCCAUGUUUGAAGUGAAUCUCUUCACACCUGCCCAAUUUGGCGCAUUCAUUCCUUGGCUGGUUAUCAACCGAGGUCCUCUUAGUGCCCUUGUACACCCUAACACUAUUGAUGAUGAUGAGGAGCGAGAUCAUACUCAGCGCGCGACUUGGUUGGGUGAACGCAUUCCGUUGGAUUUGACUCUCUUUAAGUUGAGGAAGGAGCAGGAGAAGGCGGAGGAGGAGGCCAAGUUGGCGAAGAAACAGGAGUAG
This is a messenger RNA of Penicillium taxi, 567 nucleotides long. RefSeq names its product DOPA 4,5-dioxygenase family protein. Bases 1 to 567 code for a protein of 188 amino acids. NCBI's taxonomy places the organism in Eukaryota, Fungi, Ascomycota, Eurotiomycetes, Eurotiales, Aspergillaceae. The record is from RefSeq and is a predicted model, not a curated record. The transcript has 4 exons.